This is a messenger RNA of Caenorhabditis remanei, 291 nucleotides long. RefSeq lists its product as uncharacterized. The transcript is spliced from 3 exons. Bases 1 to 291 code for a protein of 96 amino acids. NCBI's taxonomy places the organism in Eukaryota, Metazoa, Nematoda, Chromadorea, Rhabditida, Rhabditidae. The record is from RefSeq and is a predicted model, not a curated record.
AUGCGUUCUCUCAUUCUUCUCUUGGCUCUUUUCGUUUUUUGUGCCGCUUUCGACAAGUUUUCGAUCAGCAAAGAUAAGGGAGUUCGAGCCAAUCUCAAGCACCCAAUCUCCCGUCGAGUUCUCCGAUACGAACGUUCUGUAGCCUAUGAAGACUUCCCAACUCCAGGAGAAAUGGCUCCAAAAUACGUGCCCAUCAUGGAUUUUGCCAAAGUUAGACCAGAAAUUCCAUCAAAAACGAAGCAUAAUUCUGAAUUCGCCGACGCCGAAUACCAACCAGACCUCGAUUUUUAA